CUGCGCCAUAUUGGUACACCUUUAACCCGCCCAUCAUGCUCCUCGCGAAGAGGCUAUACGAGUGUGCCAUGUUGGUACACCCGGGGAGAAGGGGCCAAACAAACAUCCUGCUGGGUACCAAGAUGGCGGCUCCCAUGUUGUUAAGGGCAAGGCUGAGAGCUCUGAGUGGGGUAUGGCAGCUGCAGGUGAGCGCCUUUUAUAUUUGUAAUACACUGUGAAUGUUAUUGGCCUGUCAUGGCUGCCUGUAUAUUGAAAUUAAACAAACAAACAAUAUAGACUCCUGUUCUAGACCUGCAGCAUGAGCCACCAGGCCAGCUAUACAAUCCAAGACCCAGGCACUCCCCUAUCCACCAAACAGAAACUUCAAUGCUGACAGAUUUUAUUAGUUUUUAUUUGUAAAAUCCCCCCACUAAUCCAGGCAAAAAUAAUGGGGGUUUAGUUACAUUAUAUGAUCAUACAUUGCAUAAGUCUGCCACAAUGUCAAUGUACCCCAUCUUUGGCAGGUCCUACUCUAACUGCCUAAUGUCUGCUCUUAUGAGAUUAACCCACUUACUUGGGGGGAAAUAUCCAUCUGGGGCUCUCUGCAGUACAAGGCUAAAUAGGGCUCUGGGAUGAGGCACUUGUACUCCUUGGUUUUGCACCGCUCCCGUCACAGGUGUCUCGUCCCAGGGCCGUGUUUAGCCUUGUACUGCAGAGAGCCGCAGAUCGAUUCCCCCCUCCCCCCAAUAAAAUCUGUCAACAUUGAAGUUGCUGUUUAGUGGAUAGGUAAUUGCGCUAGAUCUUGUGUAUUGUAUAAUGUGGCCCCUAGCAGCACCCCAAUUAUGCAUGUUUAGGUGAGUGCAGCCCCCUGGUUUCAUAUAUACAUCUAUACAAACUGUUUUGUGACAUAUUGAUGUGACAUGAAUGGCUGUCAGGCUCCCAGAUCUCCAGGUAGUUGGCAACACACUGUUCUGGGCAAAAGCCGACUACUUAAUAAAGAUGGCCAUUGUGUUCCUUUUCAGAAGACACUGUGUGGGGAAUAUAUUAACCAUUUUAAAAGCAUUAUGAACAUGGGUUAUUUACUAAACUCGACAUUUUAGCCGCAUUCAAUUUGAGGGGUUAAACUGGAGAAAUUUUUACAAAUCUGCUAGUGUGAAUUGUCAUUAAUUCUGACAGGGUUAUUCAAUAAACCCCUAAUUUUAGCCAUUAAAGUCAGAAUUGUAAAAUUAAGGCUAAAAUUUGUUGAAUAUCAAUUUAUUUUCCUUACAUUUUGCAGCCUUCUUGGUGAAUUUAAAAGUUUAGGUUAAAAUAGCCAAACAUGGCUUAUUUUGUCUAAAAUUUGACAUUCACUUUGAAUUCUUGGCACUUCUUAGUUUAGUAAAUAACUGUGUCAGAGUUCCUUACUAAAUUUCAAUUCAUAACAUUUUAAAAUCUACAUGGCAAAAAUAACUAAUUUGUAAAUAGUUUCCAACUCUGUUAUUUUCACAAUUUGGCUAUUUAAGAAUAUAUUUAGUAAUUCGGAUUAUCUUGCAGACCUAUCCAGCAUGGGUUUUAUGUGAUCUGCAAUUUUGGCUUCUGCUGUAGUUUAGUUCAUUCUAUAUAGUUGUCCCGUAAAUGCCCUUUGUGUCAUACUGUGCUAUACUGCUACUAGUUUGUCCCGAAUAUGAUUGGACAGCCCUAUAAUUCAGACUCCUGUUCCACUUUUGUCAUUCUCCUUGCACAGCCACCUAAUUAAUAGCCAGUAUGUUUUGUUUUGUCUUCUGUACAAAUGUUUCACUUUUUUUUCAUAUGAGAUAUAAUAGUAAUAUGUACUUUAGCCAGUGCUUGGAGUUUUAGUUCAUAUCAAUUUAAUUUAGCGACAGCUGACCUCUAAUUCACAGUAGGGACAGCACUGUUUAAAUUUCUAUACAGAAAUUCUAUUGAACUACCAAUAAUGUUAAUUAUUUAAAUUCUUUUCCAUCUGUCUACAUAAGCUAUACCAUUCCUUACAUACUAGCAUCAUUAUUUACUAAAGUGAAUAUCAAAUUUAAGUUCUAAACAGAAACAUUUUCUGUCAGCCAUGUUUUCAUUUCGCUACUCUGGUCAUAAGGUUUUACUCCAAUCCUUUUGUUUUUCAGGUUUAUUUUUUACUCUAUUGGGCACUAGUUAAUAUCCACCGAAUUACUGUCGAAAAUCCUGUAAAAUUAAAAAUAUAACUCUCCUGCAAUCCAACACCAGGCGAUGAUUUUCCAUGUCCUGUCCAACAUCUUGCCACAUCACUUCCUUUUGCUUCAUGGUCCAAUCAAAUGUUUGUCAUAGAAAAGCAUUUGAUUGGAUCAUUUCACCUGCCUCCGAGAGUGUGCCCUCUGAAUCGGCGAGGGAGGGAGAAUUUUUUUUUUUUUUAAUAAAGCAGAAACCCCCACCCAAACUAUCAACAAAAUGAAGGUAGGUGGGGAGGUCUGAAAUAAUGCAGGAAAGGGAGGAGAGAUUAACACUUCCCCCUUGCAAGCACAUCCUACAAGUGUAUACACUCCCUAUGACUGUCACAAGCAUGCAGUGAGGGCUGAUGACACAUAUCUUUUCCACAGACUUGACAUUUGGCAAUCCGGGAUUGCCAAAAUCACAUGUGCCGAAGGUGUAACUAGCCCCUGGGACAAAAGUGUAGAUUACUCUGCACACAAAGAUUCCUAUGACCAUGACCACUUCAGAUCACUGAAAUGGUCAUAGUGGUUGAAGUUACCAUUUAUAUUUGAAAUUCACCUUGAAUUCUCACUUUAGUCUGUUAGACUUGUUCUUGUAUGGCAACUCUUACCUUUUGUUUUGUUUUUUAAUGAAUAAUUAUAUAAAUGCUAUUAGUUGAUUCAAUUUACAACAGUGAUUUCUUUUUAACCCCUUAAAGGGACACCCCAGGCACCCAGACCACUUCUGCCCAUUGGAGUGGUCUGGUUGCCAACUCCCACUACUCUUAACCCUGCAACUGUAAUUAUUGCAGUUUUUUUAUUUUUUAUAAACUGCAAUAAUUACCUUGCAGGGUUAACUCCACCUCUAGUGGCUGUCCAGUAGACAGCCACUAGAGGGCACUUCCUGCAUCAUAGCACAGAAAACCUGUGCUAGAGCGUCGCUUAUCUUAGAAAAGUGCUGAAAUUGGUACUUUUAUAACUCCACUCCAUUACACCUGCUGGCUCUUAUGCCCACACAGAACAGGAAGGUUUCUGUCUCGGAUAACACCUAGAACAUAUUGGGAGGAUGUCCCUUCAAGACAGACAUCUGUGAUCCUUAAAGCGUUACUCGAAGCAACAUAACCACUACAAACCGCUUUAGAUGACUGCUCUUCACCAAUGUAUGGCUCACUGUGCAUGUAACUUUGCAUAGAAUUGAUAUUAGCUGGCCCGGAACUCUUGUUACAGGGUGGCUAGUGACGCCCCAAUUAAGUUGCCAGAGGUGAAGUUACACCUUGGGUGACAAAAGGGUUUGGUGACAUCACUCACAUCCUGAACACUGAGAAUGCAUUUACUUGAAUCCAACUGUGUGUUGUACUGACCAACAAUAUGUCAAGGUUGGGCAGUAUUCCCUAACAUCUUGUAUUAUUUAUUUAGAACUGAAAGUAUUUUUUCCCCCCCACACAGCGUGUAUAUAAUGGCUCUACCACAGCUGCUACACCACAGUAUCCAGGUAUUAUUGAAUCUCAAGAGGAAUAUCACUUUGUGGAGCGCCUGAUACCUCCUUCAAGGGUCCCUGAUCCUCCAAAACAUACACAGAGCACUCCAUCUGGCUGGGUCCCACCAAAAGGUACACCCUGUCUUUGAUUUGUCUUUUUCUCUUAUUGUGAUCGAUAGUCCUAGUUAACUAAUAUAAUUUGGUGUCACAGAGGUCGCAGAUUAAUAUCACAUGGAUAGACUGUUUUUAAAUGGAAAGGAUGUAAUUUUGUAUAAAUAUGCAAUGAAAGCACCUCCACUUUUUGUUCUGUUACAGACCCAUCCCCUCAUCUUCCUUAUGUGGUCAGACGUUCCCGAAUGCACAAUAUUCCUGUAUAUACUGAUAUAACCCAUGGUAAUCGUCAAAUGACAGUGAUUCGGAAAAUUGAAGGGGAUAUAUGGGUAUGUUUUGAUUGCUUUUUUUUCAGUCAUAUUUACUCAUUAUUAAGUGUAAACAUGGCUUGGUCCUAACUGUUUUCUUUGCAGCAUCUUCUAAUAUUUGAAAGAGUCUGUGCUUUUUGUUACAUUUAUAUAAAAACAUACAAAAAAACCUAUUGCACAUAUAACAUACUACAUGACAUGCUCUGAGCAUGUUCCCUUGAGUUUAGCUAAUUUGUGCCUGGUGGCUUCAAUAGGGUCUGUAAGCAGAAGCUUAACAAAACAGAAAACAGGGCAGCUACCUAAGGUUAAGCAGCUCUCGCCUAAUCAGUAUUUCCCAGGUUGGCACAGAAUGGCUAAUGCGUGUUAAUUCCUUGUUAUCAAUCAACCAAGGGGUGGACAGUUGCUUGACACCAACAAGAACCCCAAUUUAUAUUAUACCAUUCUUAAAGAUUUUUAUAUUAAAAUAACAGUCCAAGCACCAUAACUACAGCUCACUGUAGUGGGCAUGGUGCUAUGAUUGCCUUGGCACCCCAUUGUUUCAAUACAGUUUGAAUUUUUGCCUCGCCUCCACUGCUUUCUAAAUAUGAGUGAAUGUUCGCUCCCCUGAGCUAAGCCCUGCAAUGGAGUAAUGGGAGUUUGAGCGCAGGACUAGUUUCUUUGUAUUUGUAUUCACUUUUGUAUCGCACAUCUAGGUUGCAAUGCUGCUGCCCAUCCCAUGUGUUCCCUAUUAAGGGUUAAAAAGCAUGUGUAUAUAUAUAAAAAAAAUACCCCAUUCUGUCUCAUUAGAAAUAUUUUUGCCAGAAGCUCAACGAAAGAGGUCUGCCUUGAUGUGGUAGGUUGGCAUACCCUCUCAUAGCCAUUGGAGGUAACUAAAAACUUCCAUUUGUUUAAAAAUACAAAGGGAUGUGGAAAGAGCGCAGGUAAAUUUUUUUUCCUCAGGGCUAGCUCAUUCGCUGAGCGCGUCAGCUGAUUUCCCUCACCCAAUGAGCUAAGCCCAGCACUGCCAGGCUUAGCUGAAAUAGUUUCCAGCACUUCAUAGGAUGUGUUGGAGGCAUGGAGCAGCCAGCUGGUAAGAAGUCCCAACUAUUCUAUAAUGGCAUGCUAUAGUGGUUAUGGUGCUUGGGGUGUUUCUUUAAACUGGGGAAUGGCACAAGGUGGCUGUAAGCCAGUGGUUCCAAACCUUUUUUUUCUCUUGAGUACCCCUUGGCACCCCAUUUCUAUAAAUUGUACCCCUUACAAUAGCGAAAUAUUUGCAAUUAUUACAGUUGCUGUUAUUUCAAAUUCAUAUGCUUUUCUCUGUUCUAGGCUCCCCACAUUGCAGGUACAGAUUGACACACGUACAGAUACAAAUUCUGACACCGGUACAGACACACAGAUACAAUGAAACACUCAUAGAGAAAUGCAGAUACAUAGACACACUCAGAUACAUAGAUGCACAUACAGUUGCACAGACACACAUGCACAUACAUACAAAUACAAACACACAGGCACAAACACAGGCACACGGAUAUACAUACUGGCAUACAUGAAGAUAGUGACAUACAUAUAGUUGCAAGGACAAAUGUACAAACACUGAUAUACAUACAGCUGAACAGACACGCUGAUGAACACAAUGCCACAGAUACAGAAACACACAGUGCCCCACACAUAGACACACAGACACACAUACUGACACAUACAAAUACAGAUACACACACAAUGACACAGAUACAGACACGUAGAUACACACACUUAUAUGCAUACAGACACAAUGACACACACAGACACAAUGACACACACAGAUACCAGGGCCGACCCAAGACACUUUUCUGCCACCAAAAACACGCUCACAUUCAUUAUGUUGUAUUAUGAUAAUUAAAACCAAAAUUAAAUAUAUCAUGACUAGAUAAAUACAUUCCAGUAACAUUUAGGUAAAUGCACACUAAAUUAAAUGUGACAACAUGUAUGCUUCUGCAGUAGUAAUAAAAUAUAAGCUAAAUACAAUAUAUGUCAAUCACUAACCAUAUCUAACCAAAAAGGAGUAGGUUAAUUUGUCAUGUGGGAUGUAGUGUGUUUAUGUACUGGAGAUGUAGUGUAAAACAGCAGCAACGAGUGCAAACAAUACAAAUUGGCGUUAAACUGGAGGUGUGUCCAAACCCCUGUGAAAACAAUCACCUAAUUUCACCACGAAACUAGUAGACAAAAAGUACAUAUAAUUGGUGUUGCACUCUGUGAAAUAACACAAAAUAUCCAGUGGCUAUUUUGUGUGAGGGUUAUUUCAGAGAGUGUGACACCCAUUAUAUGUUCUUUUUGGGGAUGUAGCGUGUGUGUGCUGGGGAUGUGGGGUGUCUGUCUGACACCAACAAGAACCCCAAUUUAUAUUAUACCAUUGUGUGUUUGAAUGCAGUAGUCUAUUUGUGUGUAGUGUUGGCAUUUUAAUGUUCCGAUGUAUGCACAUAUACACACACACACACACACACAGGUACACAGAUAUACACGCUGACACAAACAGAUACACAUACUGACAACAUACAAAUACACACACACAUACAUAGACUGACCCACUGAGACAUAUUUACACUUUUAAACCUACCCUCCAGUUUUCUACCUUGGGGGCUGGUUUCCUGGUGUCCAAACUUGAGGACACCAGGGAAAUCCUUACGUCCUCUCCCCCACCCUUCCCAUAUCUCCUUCCAUCGUACUUUUUUUCCCCCCCUUCAAUAUGUCUAAUUUCCUCUCCUUUUUAUAUACACAUUAUUGCUAGUAUUACACACAUGUACUUCAGUCAUUCCAUUUCCCACUAUUCCCUUCUCUCUCCCUCUUUUCUUAAUCAUUCUCCUGUAAUUUGUUUCCUAAAAAUGUACAAACCUAUUCAAAUGCUUGGGGUCUACCUCUCCAGGCCCAGCCACCCUCCUCCCUGCCUCCUCAGUUUCUCCCGCAGUUUUCUCUCCUAAGUGGGAGGAAGUGAGUCACUUCCUCCUAGCGCUGCUAAAAAGCAAGGUGGCCUGGUCGCACGGUUAAAGGGCCCCGCUUACAAAUGCCCACCGGAUAACCCUCCCUAGUGUGCAGGCUGCUGGUUCCUUCGUCAGGCCAAUGGGGAAAAAAACAGAAGGGCAGCUGCCUCAUUUGCCCUGCCUUAAAGACAGCCCUGCAAACACAGACACACUGAUACAGACACUACAUACAUACUAACACUCAAAAUACACAUACCUUUUAGGUGGCUUCUGUGGCUGAGGCUGUUGCGAGUUGAGAUCCCGGUCCGGUCCUCUCCGCCCCCUCCUGCGCAGCUUGGUUACAGCUGUGCGUCUUGCACUCACAUCCUCCCAGCUCUCCGGUCAAGUUAGAAGGGGUCUGGUCGUGCUAUUAAAGCGCUGCAGCGCUCGACCGGGCCCCUCUUGGCACAUGUCCAAUGGGUGGCCAUGUGUGCAUGGGCCACUUGAUGGACAUGCUCCCCUUGCCAAGCCCAUGCGGGGCGGUUACACAGCCAUUACCUUUUUUUUUUUUUUACGCAUACCCUCUGGGGGUACGCAUACCAUGGGUUGGGAACUGCUGCUGUAAGCAAUAUAACUACUACAGCUAGAUGGCUAGCUGUUAGAUAGGUUUCCUAUAGUACCCCUUUAUGAAAACAUUAUGAAAACAUAAGCAAAAGCAAGACCAUUUCAAAGAGGGCUUUUCAACCCGUAACAGCCACUUUAUUAUAAAUAGCUUGGUUUCAUUCAAAAAUGUCUUUAAUAAUAUUUCAAAUAAUAAACUAUGGGAAUCCAUUUGUGACCAGUUAACAUUUUUUUUUUUUUUUUUCUUAACACACUACAGAGUCUGGACUCAGAAGUACGAGAAUUCUUAACUCAUCUGACAGGAAAGACACCACCAACUCAAGUAAACGAGAUCACCCGCUCUAUUAGGGUCAAAGGUUACUAUGACAAGGAACUGCGUACUUGGCUUGCAGACAAAGGCUUUUGACCUCUUUUUGGCCACUAGGCUCUUGUUUUAAGUGUGUAGUAAAAGUUGAUAUUGCCCUCAAAUCUCAACACUUGAUAAAAAAAAAUAAGGCUAUAAAAAAACAAAAAAAACUAUUUAUUAGAGUUAAACUUCAGCGAUGAAUUAUAAUUUUUAUAUUUCAGCCAUCCAGACAGUUGUUUGGAUUCCAUAAUUUGGGUUGAGAGCAAAGCACCAGUGUGGUUCAUGUCCAAAUAGGUAAUAACGUUCCUGCAACCAGUCAUCACAAAGAUAGUCAAGGGUUAUUUACUUCUGAAAUUAACUAAAUCCAAAUGGAAAUAUUGAGGCAAAUAUAGAUCAGCUAUUUUUGACCCUUUUUGUUUCAUUCAAAUGUAAUUUAUAAAAAUGUUUAGAGUUUAGAGUUUAGUGAAUAACCUUGAAUGGUGGGGAACGUUAAUGUGCACCCCUGUUGUAUCAUAAGUAAAUAAAUGACAUUUUCAUAUACACUGACUUUUUUAAUCUUGUAUUUACACAGAAAAAAAUAAAUAAAUACAUUUAAAAUAAAGGACACCCACAAACAAUUUAAGCUAAUAUUUGUAAUACAGAGGCAAAAGUGGUUCUGAAAGGUACCAGCUAAAAUGUGUGUAACAUCGACCUCCUGGCCAUACUCUACUCCGCCACGGCUACUCCUGGUCUCUUUGCUUUUCCCUGCUUCGGACACACCCCAAGCAGGGCAAAUCUCAUCAGUUUUUUGGUCAGCACAUUGGCUUCGUUGCCAGUUUGGGGACAGGGUGACGUUCCUAUACUCCCUAGCCAGUGCUAGAAGCGCCAAGUAUGGAGUUUCCAUAGCAACCAUAGCACAUGCUCUGGUUUCUGAGGGAGGUCUUUUUUGCUCUCGCUUGUCAUUCAAUGCCUCGGUACUGACUUACAACUGUGAGGAAAAACCUACUUUUUAAAAUAGGCUUUUCUCUUAAUCUAAACAUUUGCUAGCACAAUGUAUAGAUAAAAUCUUAUGCUCAAUAUCAUGCGCAUAUUUUUGGGGGCAUGACCAGUGCCUUUUUAAUACUAAAUUAAUCACAUUCUGUAUUUAAAAAAAAUAAACAAAAAACAGCUGUGUUCACAAACAACAUACUGUAGUUGUUGAACAAAUUUAUAUAACUUAAUAAAUACUAAACUGUACGAUAGGGGUAUAUUGGCUGAUAAAUGUUGCUCAAAAGAUUUUGGACAAAAUCAACAAAAGGGGAGUCCUACGAGCUGUUUCCAAGUUGUGGGUGGGUGACUCCACUGUCAAACCUAUGCUUCUCCAUUUAAAUUCCCUAUUUACAUCAAACCUCCUGCUAUCAUCCUCGUUUCCAUACGUUUAUUUCAACCUUCAAUGUGCCCCAGCCUAACCAAAGGCCCAGACUUUCUGUUCAUUAACUGCAUUUCCUGAGCUGUUGACAAAAAGAAAAACCCAACAAAUUUGAAGAAUGGAAUCACGAUAUUUCUAUAAAGUAAAAUUUGCAAAGUGGUAAAAAAAAAUAAAAAUGUACAUAUAAAUAUUGAGAAAUCGUAUCAAAUCUGCCUCCUUAGAUAAAUCAAGCAUGCAAGAUCAGAAGAAUCUUCACUUCACCAUGAUUGGUUAACGAGGACCCGAAUCACUUUAACUUAUUGGAUCUAAGGAUGGUACCAGGCAAACAAUUGCCAUUUUAGGGGUUCCAAGGUUUACCACAAUUUUUGUCUCUGUGCUUUGACACGUUUGAGGACAGGCUGUAAAGCGUACUGGAGUCUAAUCUUCUACAACAAACGGAACAUCUGUUUAGUAAAACUCUCUCUUUUGCUUGGUUUGGUAGAGACUAGUCCACCAGUAAGUAAUGAACCACAGUACUGCAUAGCUCCUUGGCACUCUCUCUUUAACAAGUAUAAAGGCUAAAAUCUGAGCCGUAGAACUGUCCACUAAUCUGCAGAGUUCUGUCUCUAUAUUCGCCCUUUUCUGGAUUCAGAUGUUUGAAAAAUAACCACUCCUGUUGGUACGAGUUGAUGUCACUGGGGAAAGAAAUAUCUGUGUGGAUUCCAGGACAUAGGAUUGUAUUGUCUGUAGUUCUAAGAGAAAAAGAGAUUGCUUCAUGAAUCUAACGGACAAGUCUAUGUAAGUAAAACUAAAUAACAAACUUGAGCUCUGUGCUUACCUGGUACCAAAGGUUACAGCCAUCCAUGCUAGUUGAUUGUGUUGAUGCACCAUACACUGGUCCAGGGGGUGGCAUUACUGGCCCAGGGGGUGGCAUCACUGGUCCAGGUGGGAGGAUAAGAGGAUAGGGGGGUGUUGGUACUAUAGGAGAAUGAGUUGAAUAUUGUGGUGCAAUGGUAAGCCUAUCAUUUUGGGUCUUUUCAUUUUCUAUAUGCCCACUGCUCCUGAAAAGAGAAAGAUACAGUGUAUCCUGGGUCACAUAUUCUCCUUUCAAAACACCAAAUUACUGUUCCCCCACAUUAUUUAAUAUACAUACCCCCAAAGAAAACAUGCACAUAUAUAUAUUUUUCUGCGUAUUUUCUUUGGGGUUACAUGAAAAACAGUUUAAAGAAGCUGCAGCUAUUGCAAGUCCACCCUUCGUUCCCCAAAACAGACUUAAAUUUGUGCUAGGAACACUGCCAAAGUGAUAAACGUCUGUGCUGGAGACACCUGCCACUAGUAUUAGCUAUUUGGAACAAGGGAGGUUAAUCAGUUCUAAAAAUGCUGAUUUCCUAGCAGGAGUUUCUAGCUCCCAAUUAAAGAACUGACUGGCAGACUCCCAAGUAAAUCAAGUCAAAUCAUUAGGAAACACUCACUCAUUCUCUGCUUUAGUUGUCUGCUCUACUAGCAGCUUCUGGUGUUCAUCGUAGGCAUUCAAUAGACUGUAAAGACAAAAAUAUCCUAUAGAGUGAAACACAGUAAUAACAUGCUUUAACUUUCUGUCUACGCCUUGACUCUCAGCAUUGCACCAUCUGAAAACAACCAUUCUGUAGGGUCAUGAUCAACACACAAAUACUGCUUUAUUAAGAUAAGGUUGUCAUGAGAAUUAGAGUAAUACGCUAACACAUGUCAGGUGAUACCCCCACUGUAACACAUUUACAAUUUGUAUUUACGUACAUGUAAGCAACAAAAACAAUUAGUACUCGUUAAUACAAUCCACCUUCUCUUCAAGUUACUAUAUGAUAAAGGUAGAUAUCAAUUACUCUUCUUGAAGUUAGAAGUAUUUUGAUUCAUACGUAAUGAGGAAUGUCCACCCAUGGAGGGGUAUAGAUCAUAAACAUCAAUCAAUAACAAUGCUUAAGGGACCUCAUUGCAUUUUAUAGCAAUAUUGAAUGGGUAUAAACUUUUUCUUUAACAAUUGGCCAUUUGGGUAAACUUUUCACACAUACACUCUAACUGAGCCUUAGUCCUCGUUCCAUUUAAGACCAUCCCUCCAUAUGCAUAUAAAAGAAUGUUUGGGGACAGAAGCAAAAGUGUUUUGCGGCUGAAAUCUUUAAAAAUAAAAAAAAUCUCGGUAAAAUAUUCUUGUCAGUAGCCUUCACACAGAGAGCACUUGCUAACUGGUUCUACUUUAAAUCUUCUCCAUGUCAUAAUGAAUUGUGAAAAACUCAAACUGAUUGGGCAUAGACUACACAACAUUAUGCUCAUGGACACUGCUGGAUACAGAGCACCCACUAGGUCUCCAUAUUAUAUGCAGACCUGUCAUUCGGCAAUGAAGGAAGAUUUUUGUACAAGAAUCAAGAAAAUUUCUAAUAAAUGUUCAGUGGAUAGAAUUGAAUAUAUGGACAUGCCUUACAUUACUUAAGUCAAAUCAACCCUUUAUUUACACUAUGGUGGUGACUCCUGCUCGUUAUAUGCCAAGAGUACAUUUCCCCAAAUUUAUAAUCAUUGGAAUCCUGGUCAAAUUUACCUUCUUUAUGAGCUUUGUAUGCCGAUUGGUAUUCAGCCAAUCGUAGCUCUGUCUCUUCCUGGAGGUUAGAGUAUUUGUCUGCAAUAUCUGUUCCAUUAAGGGAAAAUCUUAAGAGGUUUUUUGUAUUUGCAGAAAAGUAAAAUAAUAUCCACUAACAUUUAUUACAAAAUGUUUUCUUCCUCAUUGCUGAAUAGAACUGGUCUCCACCUAAAAACAGAGACCACGUAAGUGAUCCCUUCUAACGCAUGCACAACAUCCACAAACAAUAACCUCCUUAUUCAGCCAGUGCAAGAAGGAUGGGGUUCGGAGUCACCCCCAAAUUGCAAAAUUUAAAAAAAUCCAGUAACAUGCUAUUCCAUUACGAGGAUUGUAGUUCAUUAGUACCACACCAAAGGAACAAACACUUACAAUUUGGUCACAAAGACAUUUAUCAGAUCCCAACACCUAUAACCAAUAACCAUAGAAGUAUCCAACAGAUAAUAUCAAACAAUCACAUAUGCUCACAACCUUCUUCCAUUUUUGUGUGGGUUACAUGCUUGGUAAAAACAAAUAGCAAAGAAAGUGUUACAAUAUGUAGAAACAUGAACUAGAUAUUCCAUGUAUUUUACAUUUUUAAAAGUUCCUUAAAGUAUAACGGUUAUAUCGGAGUUUCUUCUAUUUUUAAUUUAUAUUGUAUGCCUGGGUAUCCAAUCAUGGCUGCAGGAUAUAAUGUAAACCCUACAGUGCUGUGUAGGCACGUGGCAUGCUACAAAAUCUCUACACUCCUGAAUAAACACCCAUAUGAUUUUUUUUUUUAAAGUAGAUGUCCAAGGGAUCCUGGAGCAUCAUGGGAGGAUGAUGCUGAUGAUGCUAUGGGCACAGGAAUAGUGUCACUUAUGCAACAUUCAUAGGCUGUUGUAGAGAUUGAAUAGAAAAAAUGGAGAAGGAUCAGCGCUAAUAAAAUUAGAAGUGUAGUAGGCCGCAGCCCAAGUGAAGGUAACCCUCUGAAGAGUAAAGGUGUGACACAAAAGAUUACAGAAAAAGGGCUGCACCAAGUGGAUCAACAGUAAAAAUAAUACAAGACUUAUAUCAGCAGGUAAGACAAUACAGUAUAUUAAGUCUCUCUGAAACAGUGGGACUAGGCUUCUGGUGAAAUCACAGAAAAGAAAAAUCCAAAAUAUUAGUCUCACUCAGCGAUAAAUGUCUUGGGUCAACCACUGACUUCACAAAACACAGCACUCCCAGCACACAGGCUAGAUUGGCAGAGUGGACACCAUCUCUCUGGAACACUCCCAUCACAUCCUUUAAAGCGGGGAUCAUACCGCUGUACGCUCUUAACACUAGAGCUGGCUAUAGCUCAUUUAAAUGUGAGUUGACAGUACAUAUUUGUUUAUUUUAUCCAUAUUGGCUUGUACGUACUGCACUGUUGGUCUUCCUCGCUUUUGUUUUACAUACAAGCAGAACGGUUGAACCACUAACAGCACUGAGGACACUACACCCAAAACAACCACCUUAUAAGACAUUUAUAAGUGAGACUUUAAUAUUUUGGAAUUUUCUUUUGUGAUUUCACCAGAAUCCUAGUCCCACUGUUUCAGUGAGACUUCAUA
This is a messenger RNA of Pelobates cultripes (western spadefoot toad), 13431 nucleotides long. Lineage: Eukaryota; Metazoa; Chordata; Amphibia; Anura; Pelobatidae. The record is from the annotation of a GenBank genome assembly.